UGGGAGGCAAAUCCAUCUGCAAACCCAGACAGCCCCCAGUACUGGUUUGGCAGUGCACCUUUCGACUUGCAGUGCGGGAACCCAUGGCUCCGUGGCUGCUCCUUGCUGCAGACUGCUGGAGUGACCCUCCCCUCUCUUACUCAAUCCAUCUGGUCUACCAGUACAUCAGCGCAUGUAUAUCCCAUGUCAUCGGUGAGGAACACGCUCGAGUCUGUCUCCUCACAGGUGCAUUCCGUUCGGAAUUGUGCCAGAUGAAAUCAUGAUUGGAUGACGCGAACUGCCAUCUACCGGUGAGUCUACCAAGGCGAGGACGGUCGAUGCACGUUCAAGGUCUAGGUAAUUCAGCUUCACUUCUUUCCGCCACUCACAAACUUCCACGCAUCGCUUGCUAGGGUUGGCCAUUGACGUUGAUCUUGCCUCUUCCCUUACGACUCCGAGCUUGAGGCUCUACAGGGAUUAUCGCGUGCUCUGAGAGAUUUCCUGUGAAGUAUACAUUUCGCUGUUUUCUGUCUGCAUUCCAUCUGGAAUUCCAUGAAUGCUAUUUUGUUCUUGGGCUGAGAAAGGCCUUUCAUGAGCCAUGGAUCCUCGUCACCGUGGACUAUACGUCCGAUGGUGUCAGAGUCCUCGGGUCGAGUUGUUAGCCGGUGAAGAUGUCGGCCCAAUUGAGAGAUUUCUCAUACCUCAAGAGUUUCUGCAACGUCGCUCGCGGACUCUCAGGGAUCAAAUCGCCCGGCUCCCAUCCCAUCACUCCCAAAGAGAAAUUGCGCUCCCCGAGACUGCCCCCCAAACAAUGGAAGAGUUCUUUGUGUGGAACUUCACCCCAAAUCCUCAGAUCGAUGAUAGGUUGAGUUUCAGCGAAGUAGUUCAACUUGGAGUGUUUGCCUGGAAGUACCAGGUCUCGGCUCUGAGCAACCAGGUGACUGACAUGAUCCGCCACAACCUCGCAAACAAUGACUGGAAACUGGAAGCGGCCGUUGUGGACGCCAUCUACCAAGCAGCACCCGACAAGAGUCCGCUCCGAGAGGUGAUCAAGGCGGCUUUGGGACAGCUGCCGAGGUCUAGUAUCGAUGGUGAUGCAUGGGAAAGGACCUGGAAGCGCAACCCAGAUCUUGGCUGGGACCACCACAAAUCCAGCGACAAGGAGUGGACGGCCAAGGACUAUUUGACCGGGUCUUGCCGUUUCCAUAACCACGACGAAAUCAAACGUCGGCAGAGUCUGUGUGAUGGAUGUCCCUAUGCCCAAGAAGAUUGCUAUCCCUUCUGGGAAGAGGAUGCGGAACGCGCACAAGAGCCAGAAGUCAAAGCAGCAGCCGAAGAGACGCCAUCAGUAGAAGAUCAGUUCAUGGAGGAGGUGUUUCCCGCGGUCACUCCAACGGAGCAAGCAGUAGAGGAAGUGAACGGACUCGAUGCAUCAGCCGUCUUCGAGGAUGCACCGGAGCACGCACCUGAAGAAACGGCCAUUUUUGAUACCACUGCCGAGACGAACGGAUUCGCCGACCACAAUCUUCCAGAGGAAGUGACCGAGGAUGGUGAUGGUGUGCAGACCCCGCAGCCAGAGACCAACGGAGUCAAGCACCCCUUCUCCCCUGAGGAAGGCCCGUGUGAGUCAGUGUGUGGCGACGCAUGCAGCGACGAAGGGAUCGUGGCGGCGAACGGGAACGGCGUUGUGACCAAUGGGCUGGAGGAGAAAGGUAACGAAGCCGUGCACGUGGAGGCCGUCAACGGGCACGAGGUCCCUGUCGUGGACGGGAAGAAGAAGAAGAAGAAAAAGAAGAAGAGGAUGAGUUUCAACAACGGCACCGACAACCCCAAUGAAGCACAGGUUGUCCACUGAUUCUCUGACUAGCAGACAAGGCUUUCGGGCAUGGGAAAAGUGUGGACGGACGGGAUGGAGGAGGGAAUUUGCCAAAGGGUGUCUGUCUCUCGGUUCCUCAGAAUGUAUCUCCCAGUCAGAUGUUUUGCAUGUAGGAGGCGUUAGGUAGCAACACGGAUUGUCAUUGGAAAA
This is a messenger RNA of Cladophialophora immunda, 2005 nucleotides long. RefSeq lists its product as uncharacterized. The transcript is spliced from 2 exons. The record is from RefSeq and is a predicted model, not a curated record. Bases 578 to 1834 code for a protein of 418 amino acids. NCBI's taxonomy places the organism in Eukaryota, Fungi, Ascomycota, Eurotiomycetes, Chaetothyriales, Herpotrichiellaceae.